UUAACUAAGUUGUUAUAUAUUUAAUUGUAUUGAAGUUUAAAAAAACUAAUUUACAAUAAUAAUAUAUAUUACUUGAAUAACAUAUUUAAAUAAAAAUCAUUUUUUGUUAUUAAUUAUCUAAUUUGUUUAAAACUUAAAAUAAUAAAAAUGUUGAAAAAUCAAUUGACCAUUGUACUUUUAACGGUAUUUACGAUGCAAUUUUCAGUGAGCUAUCAAGACUCGAAACAACCGGUGAAGUUUGAUUUUGUGGGAAUGUAUCGGCGAAACGGUUUCAAUACAAUAGAUAAAUCCCUUCUCCAGGAAAUGUCUAAAGAGUUGAACCAGUUUUACGAUGGUUUUAGAAAAGCACCGGCAGAUGACCUAUUGUUUAUCAUACGCGACGACUUUGGUUCGACAAUUAGCGCUUACGCGGUCGCUGUCGACAUAUUUCAGAAAGAGUUUACCAAAAAAAACAUACCGUCCGUCGCCAAGACAUUAAAAUUGGUGGCCGGUUUGCUCAAACAAAUCGAUCAGACACUCAAUAAGACAAUUACACCCCUAAUAGGACAGACUAAACGAAAAGGCAAACCAUUGGUGAACAAAAGUAAUUUUGUUUCGGUUAACAAAAAAUUAGCCAUUGAAACAAUCAAACGGUUGAAACUGCCGCAGGAGGCGCCCAAAUUGGUGUCCACUGUGUUUGUAGAGAUAAUUCAAACGACAGGCCGGGCAACCAAUCAGGCCAUCCAAUCGAUUUUGGAUAAGACUAAAGUGUUGGGUGUAUUACCGGCAAAAUACUUACCCAUACAAGCGGUUAGUCAAACAUUGGACGUCCUUUUACAGAAAAUUGCUGAUACCUUGAAAAUGGCUAAACUCUAAUAUAAGGGCUAAACACUACAUGUAUUACAUGUAUAACUAAAUUAUUAAUUUUAUAUUAUAAUUGCAUUUUUUUUGAA
Molecule: messenger RNA, 932 nt
Organism: Oppia nitens
Lineage: Eukaryota; Metazoa; Arthropoda; Arachnida; Sarcoptiformes; Oppiidae
Exons: 2
Coding region: 148-855 (235 amino acids)
Source: RefSeq, a predicted model, not a curated record